AUGUCCGGAGUGGAAGACAUUCGAUGGUCCGCCAUAACCUAUGGGUUAAAAGAUCUUGCCGACAAGUACACUUUCCCUAAAAUUGUCAAAGUUACGAGGGGGUUUUACGCAAGAAGUGAGAAUGAGUCAUUGGCCAAUGAACAGGUACUUCGAAUACAUCGUGUUCAGAGUCAGCCGAGAGUGGUGGCAGUUGACCGUAGAGGGCGUCAUCUGAGCAUUCCCGUCAAAUUUCGAUUUAGCAAAUUCGAUGUGUUCACUAAUGGAAAACCAGAGGGCGAUGCCAAGUACAUGUGGGACAUAGUAGAACAUCAUCUACUGCCAGUCGAUGUGCAAUUUUCUUCACAGAACGAUUUGGUAUUCAGCGUCCAGUAUAUCGAUAAUAGUGUGAAAUUGGAUGAGAAUUUCGGCAAACUGACUCUCAAAACUCUCUACGAUGAGAGCUAUUUACAAGGAAACGCAAUAAAUAAUAAUAUCCUCGAUAGAACUGUUAUCAAUGUACCGAUGUACUGCAAGCUGUCCGUGUCAGUGGCAUGCGGAUUUGUUUCUGGUAGCCCUGACAUGUGGCAAUCGUACCAGUCGAUGCUUUCAACUACCGUAAGCAACAAAGUGGAUUUCAAACAUGCGCCCGGAAGUCUCGAUAUUUCGCUGUUUUCGGAGCGUAGUUUAGACAGUGUAGAACUACACCAUUAUGAAGAAAUCCAACCAUCUGGGACACUGACAAUACAAUCUAGAUCAAGAGGGCACAUGCACCUCACAGAAAGCACGUCGGAACCAAACAUUGUUCGCUUGCCCCCGACGUUGCCACAGCGUCACCCGAGCAUGCGCGGUUUUAAACCUGAUUUCGUGCCAACCACGUCACAUCUCUCACCGUCUAAAGUGGAAGAAAUGCCGAUCGGAAGCAAAUACAAUAUUUAUCACAUGCCGCGCAAACAGGACAUUCAGCAGCCACGACCAGCGACUUUCUCCGCAGCAUCAGCUCGUGGCAUUGACCCGAACAACUUUUCUUAUAACGUUCCGGAUAAAAGUUUAGCGCGAAAAAAUAAGUCCGCCACAGAAGGUGGGUAUGUUCAACUUAGUGUAAGAGGACAGGUGGACCGUGCAUCGUUGUUAUCAAAUGAAGAUAACGAUGAUGGCUACGAAAAACCCGUAGAUAUUUGCGGCUUACACGCUGGACCGUAUCGCGAACCACCAAUUGAUAUCCCUCCGCCGGACUACGAUAUGGAUACAAUUGAUCGACAAAUGAUUAGACGCAACUCGCAUCUCGGGGUUAUUGUUGGGCGGCAACUGAACGUUAAUGUCGAACGUAUCAAGAGCACGCCUGAUUAUACGAAAACGCGAGAAACUGUUGAUUCUGGGAUAUCAAGGCAAAAUUCCGCGAAAAGCGCUCAGAGUGUCCAACAACACCAAGAUAUAUCGCACUGUGGCCUGAUGUCUGAGCUAACAGCGGUGCAGAAUAAACGUCGAAGUCGUGUUGGAUCGACUUCAUCAGAAAUAUCGAUCCAGCCGAAAAGGCAUGAUGCGAUGCCAGUGCCGCGAAAGUACAAGUCGUUGUCUGAAAUACCACCAAUGCUGGCAGGGCUCACCGUCGAUGACGUCACAGACUGUAUGAUUUUACUUCGCCUCGAAUCCUAUAUAGAUAAAUUCAGAAACCAUUUCGUCGAUGGAGAGAUGCUUCUAACACUAGACAAGCAAACUCUAAUGAAUGAUUUGGAAAUGACAGAAAUUGACGCCACAAGACUGAAAAUGUUCACACAAGGAUGGCGUCCGAAGUGA
Molecule: messenger RNA, 1773 nt
Organism: Saccoglossus kowalevskii
Lineage: Eukaryota; Metazoa; Hemichordata; Enteropneusta; Harrimaniidae
Molecular function (GO): protein binding
Source: RefSeq, a predicted model, not a curated record